AUGAGUAUCAAGAAAGAAGUGGAUUGGGACGGCAAAGAGGUCAUUCGGUACUGUGACUUGGGUGACGACAUCCUCAACAACGACAGCGUCGCCUGUGCCAAGCAUGCACUUGUGUUUCGGGCGUUCGCAGUCAACAGAAACUGGAAAAUCCCCCCGAGCUAUGCCCUCAUCGACGGGCUGGAAGGCAGCAUUCGGGCGCCAACCUCGUGCGCCAGUAUAUCACCAAACUCGGAGGCCGGAGCAAAGUUCAUCAGCGUAGCAUGCGACAGCACCAACUGCAACAUUUCCAUGUUGAGAGCACUUGGAAUGCGCUUUGUUUGGCCGCUGAGGAGCUGGUUUCCCAACCUUUCUGACCCCUCCAGGAAGGUGUACGACCUUUUAUAUCCCAGCCAGAUGACCAUAAUGCGCAACCUUCUGGCCCAGAAGCAGUGCAUCAGGGAUGGGGCAGGUAAGGUCGGGACCUGGAAUUACCUUGAGGCUCUGUACAGUCUGCAGCAACAAGAGGGCCUUCAUGCUGCCAACAAGCUGCGCAAGCAGCACAUUGACUCUAGUGCCAAAAGAUAA
Messenger RNA from Ixodes scapularis (black-legged tick), 564 nucleotides. RefSeq lists its product as uncharacterized. The transcript has a single exon. The coding region runs from base 1 to 564 and encodes 187 amino acids. The record is from RefSeq and is a predicted model, not a curated record. NCBI's taxonomy places the organism in Eukaryota, Metazoa, Arthropoda, Arachnida, Ixodida, Ixodidae.